AUGGCCAGCACCGUCCUUCACCUCCGGUCCGAGACCAAGCCCCUUGAGCACCGCUCUGCCCUUACUCCUAGUACCACCCAGGCCCUGAUCAAGGCCGGCUACACUGUCAAUGUCGAGCGCAGUCCCGUUCGCAUCUUUGACGAUGCCGAGUUCGAAGCCGUAGGCGCAACCCUCGUCGAGGAGGGCUCUUGGGAGACGGCCCCCGCCGACCAUAUCAUUGUUGGCCUGAAGGAGCUCGAGGAGAAAGAGUUCCCCCUUAAGCACGUUCAUGUUACCUUCCUCCACGGACAAGGUGGUUUCGAGAAGACUCUCGGACGCUUUCCCCGUGGCGGCGGUACCCUGCUCGACUUGGAGUUCUUGACAAAUGACUCCGGAAGACGCGUCGCGGCCUUUGGCUACCACGCUGGCUUCUCCGGCGCCGCUCUUGCCCUCGAGAACUGGGCCUGGCAGCUCACCCACCCCGGCGAGCCCUUUCCCUCCGUGGAGUCAUACCCGAACGAGGACGCUCUGAUUGCGGACGUCAAGAAGGCCUUGGAUGAUGGCGUGGCGAAGAACGGAGGCAAGAAGCCUAGAGUCAUUGUCAUUGGCGCUCUGGGCCGCUGCGGCUCCGGCGCUGUCGAUAUGUGCACGAGGGCUGGUGUCACGGACAUCAUCCGCUGGGAUAUCCAGGAGACCCAGGCCAAGCCCGGUCCGUACAGUGAGAUCACGGAGUCUGACAUCUUCGUGAACUGCAUCUACUUGAGGUAUGUAUUUUCUCCGAGAAAGGCCUCAAGGAGGCAAUCCGACCAUAGUGUACUAACAUCCAUGUCUCUCACAGCCAACCUAUCCCUCGUACGUUGCAUCAUCCCCACAAACGAAAGACAUCUUAGUUCUUGGUUUCCUUCCUUCCCAGAACCCGAAAUGGCGACGUGCUCGGAACACGAAAUCCCCAAACCUAAACUAACCUCUACUCCUAUAGCCUUCGUCAACCACGAAUCUCUUCAGACUUCUUCAAGAAACCUAUCCGUUGUUUGCGAUGUUUCCGCAGACACCACCAACCCUCACAACCCCAUUCCCAUCUACACCGUGGCCACCACCUUCGAUAAGCCCACAGUUCCCGUCGAGGGCUUCGAGAACCCGCCCUUGAGCGUAAUCUCUAUCGACCACCUGCCCUCGUUGCUGCCCCGCGAGUCCAGCGAGGCGUUCAGCAACGACCUGCUGCCCACCCUCUUGAACCUCAAGGACUGGCGCAACGACCCUGUCUGGGCCCGCGCCGAGAAGCUCUUCAAGGACAAGGUCGCUACCACGCUCCCCGCCGAGCUCCAGAAGAGAGAGGCCUAG
This is a messenger RNA of Colletotrichum higginsianum IMI 349063, 1320 nucleotides long. RefSeq names its product Saccharopine dehydrogenase [NAD(+), L-lysine-forming]. Gene Ontology annotation, cellular component: cytoplasm. Bases 1 to 1320 code for a protein of 439 amino acids. Gene Ontology annotation, molecular function: saccharopine dehydrogenase (NAD+, L-lysine-forming) activity. The record is from RefSeq and is a predicted model, not a curated record. Lineage: Eukaryota; Fungi; Ascomycota; Sordariomycetes; Glomerellales; Glomerellaceae. The transcript is spliced from 5 exons.